AUGGCGGCAUUCUAUCGUCUAUCUCGAAUCAGCCGUCAUCUCCACAAUAUCACACGCCGUGACUCUUUUAUCUCCAUCGUGGACUCAUCCUAUUCCCACUCUCCAUUGCCCUCAAAUAAUCCUAACAUAAGUUCUCUCCAUGCUCUUCGCCACCUGUACCAUCUUGCCGGAUUCUCCGGAGACUUUCGCCCCAAAAAUCAAUGCCACAGUUUUGGCAGCUCAAUCAGGCCAAUUGGCGCCUACUACGAGCUUCUUCAGAGCUCCUGCUUUUGCUCUGCAGCAUCUGAGGAAAAAGGAGAAGAAAAAUCGAAGAAUUUAAAGCGCAGCGAAGGUGAUGGUUCGUGGAUCGAUGUUUAUUUGCCCGAGAAGGUACGUCCUUAUGCUCGUCUUGCCCGGCUUAACAAUCAGAUCGGUACUUGGCUCCUGGCCUGGCCCUGUAUGUGGUCAAUUACAAUGGCCGCAGCUCCAGGGAGCCUUCCGGAUAUCAAGAUGAUGAUGCUCUUCGGCACAGGGGCAUUGCUUUUGCGAGGUGCAGGGUGCACUGUUAAUGAUCUACUUGAUCGAGAUAUUGAUACCAAGGUAGAAAGGACAAGGCUGAGGCCCAUUGCCAGUGGUGUCCUAUCACCAUUUCAAGGAACUUGUUUUCUUGGUUUUCAGUUACUUUUGGGGUUGGGGAUUCUUCUGCAGCUUAACAAUUUUAGCCGUGUGUUGGGAGCUUCAUCGUUGCUGCUUGUUUUUUCGUACCCCCUCAUGAAGAGACUAACAUUUUGGCCUCAGGCCUACCUUGGUUUGACAUUUAACUGGGGAGCUUUACUUGGCUGGGCUGCUGUUAAAGGAAGCCUCGAUCCCACUGUUGUACUUCCUCUUUAUGCUUCUGGUGUAUUUUGGACUCUUGUAUAUGAUACAAUCUAUGCUCAUCAGGACAAGGAAGACGAUGUGAAGGUUGGUGUUAAGUCAACAGCCUUAAGAUUUGGGGAUUCAACUAAAGAAUGGGUUGCUGGCUUUGGAGUAGCAUGCAUCGGUAGCCUUGCCCUUAGCGGAUAUAAUGCCAAUCUUGAAUGGCCAUAUUACUCGUUUUUAGCAGCUGCCGCUGCCCAAUUAACUUGGCAGAUAUCGACAGUCGAUCUAUCAAGUCGUGCCGAUUGCAGCAAAAAAUUCAUAUCCAAUAAGUGGUUUGGCGCUAUUGUCUGGAGUGGGAUCUUGUUCGGAAAACUCCUAUCUUGA
This is a messenger RNA of Striga hermonthica, 1224 nucleotides long. NCBI's taxonomy places the organism in Eukaryota, Viridiplantae, Streptophyta, Magnoliopsida, Lamiales, Orobanchaceae. The record is from the annotation of a GenBank genome assembly.